AUGGGACCGAAUGACUCAAACUGGAAGGUGCCAUCCUACAAAAGACUGGAGGAACUGUUGAAGAAGCAGUUUAGUUCGUCAGUUAAUCAUGUUCAAGUUGGCUUUAUUGAUGACACCAUGAGUUAUGAGCUGUACGAUGCUGCUCGUGAUGAGAAUGGAGAUGCAAGUAAAUUUCUAGACGUCUUGGAGAGAGUAAGCACAGAAAAACAACUGGAUUGUUCCACCAUCUUACAUCAAGCCACUCCCACGGGUGAUUCGUUGCUGCAUGUUGCAGCUGAACAUGGGCGAACAAGGAUCGCAGAGCUGCUUGUUGAUAAUAAUUUUUUGCUGAUUGUGACAAACAUCAAAAAAGACACAGCGCUUCAUGUUGCCGCAAGAGCUAAAAAAAUUGGAGUGAUGAGAGUCAUCUUGUCCAAGUUUGAUGAUGCUAGCAGUAAGGAUAACUUUAUCAUGUUGCCCAACAAGUUUGGGAAUAGAGCUCUGCACGAAGCUAUUCUGAGCAAACAUCGCGAGGGGUUUGAUUUCCUGCUAAGUGAGCAAAGUGAAAGUACUUGGCCACUCUAUUGGGACACCCACCCAGCAGACUCACCAAUAUACAUGGCAGUCCAAACUGGCGAUCUUGAAAUUCUUCGUCGUCUCUUGCAGAUUCCUUUUCCCUCAGAUAGGAUCAUUUAUAAGAGUCAGGGAAACUCUCCACUUUUUGCCGCCAUAUCAGAACGCAAUAUUGCUGUUUUGAAGGAGAUAGUAGACAAAAAAGAAGAGUUGAUGUUCCUCACAGAUGAAGAUGGAAACACACCCCUUCAUUAUGCAGCGUUCACUGGUUAUGUGGAAGGUGUUCGUGAACUUUUAAACAAAUCCACCCUUGUCGCCUUUCAACGAAACUCAAAAAGUAAUCUUCCGAUUCACUUUGCUUGCGGUAAGGGCCAUAUUCAGGUGGUUGAAGAAUUGUUACGCGUGCAAGGGCCUUGUACAAGUUUUUCACUCAAUAAUGAAGGUCGAAACAUUCUUCACAUUGCAUCCAUGAGAGGAAAAAGCAAGAUGGUAAAAUACCUAUUGAAGCACCCGAAGAUCAAUUCCAAAACUGUGAAUGAGAAAGACCUGCUAAAUGGAGACACUCCACUGCAUCUGGCUUCAAGAAAGUUGUAUCUUUGGACUUUAGACCAUCUAUCACGAGACAAAAGAAUAAUCGUGAACCUUGUAAAUGACCAAGGUUUAACAGCUAUUGAUAUUAUCCGAAGCCAAAGUAAAUUUCCAAUGACUCGUAUAGAGGUUUUGAUUUUAGAAAAAUUGCAGUUUUAUAAAAGAUUACGACAUGUAACCACCUACUUGCUUGAUUUGAUCACCUUGCAGUUAGGAGCAUAUAUGAUUGUUAGAUUUGCUGGUGCCUCGCGCAAAUAUAAUAAUAAGCUGAGACGAAAACGUGUAGUGAAUAAAGCAUGGAAUGAGAACGAUGGGGCCAACACACUCAUAAUUGUGGCCGUAUUGGUAGCCACAGUGACAUUUGCUGCUGGUUUCACAAUACCAGGCGGGGUAUACAGUUCGGAUUACCCAGUCCCUAUAAAAAGAGGCAUGGCAGUGUUGACUGAUCAAACCCUGUUCAAAAUAUUUAUGACUUUCAACACCAUUGCUAUGUAUUGCUCCACUUUCGGUACUAUUCUUCUUCUUUGGAGGCAUUUGCCUGAUCGACGUGUUUCAACACAAGCAUAUCAUAACUCCAAAAUUUUUGUCCAAUUGGCUCUUGGAACCAUGCCAGUGGCAUUUGUGGCUGCCAUACUUUUGGUUGUCAGAAAUGAUAGCUUUCUUGCAUAUCUUACAAGUAUCAUUGCAUUCAUCUUCGUUUUCGUUAUACUACUACUUGGCCUUCUAGGAUAUUUUCCUACGAGAUCAAUUAGCCUUCCAGUUUUCCGACAAGUUGGACUUCUUCUUCUUUGGUUUGGCAUUAUUUUAUUUUAUGGGAGUAAGGAUGGUGUAUUUUAUUUUGGUGAAAUCCCACAAGACGAUGACAACGCCACGCAAGAGAAGAACCGUGUCACCUAG
Messenger RNA from Prosopis cineraria, 2037 nucleotides. RefSeq names its product protein ACCELERATED CELL DEATH 6-like. The record is from RefSeq and is a predicted model, not a curated record. Lineage: Eukaryota; Viridiplantae; Streptophyta; Magnoliopsida; Fabales; Fabaceae. The coding region runs from base 1 to 2037 and encodes 678 amino acids. Gene Ontology annotation, cellular component: plasma membrane. Gene Ontology annotation, molecular function: protein phosphatase 1 binding; protein phosphatase regulator activity. The transcript is spliced from 3 exons.